AUGGCGUCGCUCAAGCUGCCCAACUCGAAGGACGAUGCGGUGGUCAAGGCGCGCCUGGACAAGCUGCGACGCACCAAGUCCAACGCCAGCACCACACCGGGCGUGCUCUACAUCGGCCGCCUGCCCAAGGGAUUCUUCGAGAAGCAGAUCAAGGCGUACUUUACGCAGUUCGGCGACGUGACGCGCGUGCGCGUCUCGCGCAACAAGAAGACGGGCGCCUCCAAGCACUACGCCUUUGUCGAGUUUGCCGACCGCGACGUGGGCCAGAUCGUGCAGGAGACCAUGCACAACUACCUCAUCGACGGCAGGCUCCUCCAGGUCAAGAGCGUGCCCAAGGACAAGGUGCAUCCCGAGCUCUGGGUCGGUGCCAACCGAAAGUUCAAGCGCGUCCCCACAGAUAGGAUCGAACGCGUGGUGAGGUCGCGCGAAAAGACCGACGAGCAACACAGGAGGACCUCGGAGAGGGUGUUGGCAAGACAGGAGCAGCGAAGAACAAAGCUCAAGGACAUGGGGAUCGACUACGACUUCCCAGGCUAUGCCGACGACAAGCCGCAACCCAAGCGCAAGUCCAAGGCCACAGCUUGA
Molecule: messenger RNA, 585 nt
Organism: Moesziomyces antarcticus
Lineage: Eukaryota; Fungi; Basidiomycota; Ustilaginomycetes; Ustilaginales; Ustilaginaceae
Exons: 1
Coding region: 1-585 (194 amino acids)
Biological process (GO): maturation of LSU-rRNA from tricistronic rRNA transcript (SSU-rRNA, 5.8S rRNA, LSU-rRNA)
Cellular component (GO): nucleolus
Molecular function (GO): RNA binding
Source: RefSeq, a predicted model, not a curated record